Penicillium angulare is the source of this 2049-nucleotide messenger RNA. RefSeq lists its product as uncharacterized. Gene Ontology annotation, biological process: positive regulation of DNA-templated transcription. The record is from RefSeq and is a predicted model, not a curated record. Bases 1 to 2049 code for a protein of 682 amino acids. The transcript is spliced from 3 exons. NCBI's taxonomy places the organism in Eukaryota, Fungi, Ascomycota, Eurotiomycetes, Eurotiales, Aspergillaceae. Gene Ontology annotation, molecular function: DNA binding; histone binding. Gene Ontology annotation, cellular component: SWI/SNF complex.
AUGGAUGAGACUCCAGUCAAUCCCACUGCGGCUUCUGAGCAUGCCCAGUCCUUAGCUGGCUCAGAUGCUGCCGGGGAUCCGUCCCACGCUGCCAGCGGCUCUGAGGCGCAAUCGCGCCAGGAGUCUCCCGAGAAGAAGGUCGAAACCGCUCCCGGAUCCGACAACCCAUUGGAUGCCCCAGCCUCUCCCAAACCUCAAAAUGGCGAUGCCGAGCCGGAGGAUGAGGAAAUGGGUGGCACCGAAGCAGACACCAAGCGCGAUACAGAGGGCCUGGAGGAUGCUGCGGGAGAAUCACAACCUCCUACCGAUGCUAACGAGGGCCUUGAAGAUGCUGUGGGUGAAGAUCAACCCGCGCCAACCAAGUCGUCCUUAGAAGGCUCCGCCCGCGACCAACUCGUUGCUCAAACGCACGCCAUCAUUCUUCCCAGCUACGCUAGCUGGUUUGAUAUGAACACUAUCAACCCCAUUGAGAAGAAAGCUCUUGCCGAAUAUUUCAAUGGUCGUAACCGCAGCAAGACCCCAGCUACAUACAAGGACUACCGUGACUUCAUGAUCAACACUUACCGAUUGAACCCUAUUGAGUAUUUGACCGUCACUGCUUGUCGCCGUAACCUUGCUGGCGAUGUCUGCGCGAUUAUGCGCAUUCACUCUUUCCUUGAACAGUGGGGUUUGAUCAAUUACCAGGUUGACCCUCAAACCCGACCAUCUAAUAUCGGACCUCCGUUCACCGGCCAUUUCCGCGUAAUUGCGGACACUCCCCGCGGCCUUCAGCCUUUCCAACCUGGUCCUAACUCCUCCGUCUCCUCCGGCAAAGCUCUCCCUGCCACAGAUCGCGCUGCCUCCGCCACUCCAGCGUCCAAGGGCGAUCUCAGUCUCGAUCUUCGUCGCAAUAUCUACGAUAACAAGGGCAAGGAUAUUACUCCUGAUAAGGAAAAGCAGACCAACGGCGAGGGGACAAAUGGAAUCGAACACCAAGAACCACGGAAGAAGUCCCACUGCUUCUCUUGCGGUAUUGACUGCACACGACUUCGAUUCCACUAUGCGAAGGCCGCGCCAACCUCAGCAAAUGCCAACACCCCCGACACAAAAUACGACCUCUGCCCUAACUGUUUCCUCCAAGGCCGCAUGCCUUCCAGCCACAGCGCUUCAGACUUUGUCAAGCUUGAGGACAAGGGACACUCACACAUUACUGAUAAAGACGCACCAUGGUCGGACUCUGAGCUUCUUUUGCUUUUGGAGGCUUUGGAGAGCUUUGACGAUAACUGGGAGCAGAUUGCCAACCACGUGGGUACUCGAACAAGGGAGGAGUGUGUGAUGAAAUUCUUGCAGUUGGAGAUUGAGGACAAAUACCUUGAAGACUUGCCUGAACUUCGCUCCGCUCCUGGCCGGGACCCGAUCAGCGCGACAGAGAACCCUGUUCUCUCUGUCGUCGCAUUCCUGGCCCAGAUGGCAGAGCCAGCUGUGGCUGCUGCCGCUGCUGGUCGAUCUGUUGAGGAGAUCCGCAAGGAGCUGCGUAAUCAAAUGGAGAAGGGCGAUGGCAAGAGCAAGGACGCCGUUAAGGCCGAGGAUUCGAUGGACGUGGACUCCGUUCGCGAACAGGCCGAUAAGCCUAAGGAGUCUCUUGCCACUGUUACCCUGGGUGCUUCUGCCGCCCGUGCCAGUGCACUUGCAUCACACGAGGAGCGUGAGAUGACCCGCUUAGUGGGUGCCGCAGUUAACGUGACCUUGCAAAAGUUUGAGAUCAAGCUGUCACAGUUCAACGAGUUGGAGGAGAUUAUCGAGGCCGAGCGUCGGGAACUGGAACAAGCGCGCCAACAGCUUUUCCUUGACCGCAUGGCUUUCAAGAAGCGCGUUAAGGAAGCACAGGAUGCUUUGCAGGCUGUUAGUCUGCAGGGCCCCAAUGAGCACACCAACACCAUGCUUACAAGUGCCGCCACUGCCGGAAUUGGUAACCAACAUAGCUUCCAACCCGUUGGUGGGGAUGCCCGAACUGGAGCCCAGCCUCUGAGCGCAGAGGCCGGUGCUGAUUACAAGACCCUCGACCUGUAA